AUGUCGCCCACCAACUUCAAGCAACCAAACCCGUGGGACGAAACGACUUGGCUGCAGCAAUGCGGCUUCGCAAUCCUAUUUGGCUUUACAGGAGUGGCGCUGUUGGUCAGCUGCUUGAGGAUAUAUAGCAGGAUCAGCACCAAGACGUUCGGUCUCGAUGACGCUCUGAUAAUCAUCGCCAUGAUUCUCUCGGUAGCGCACACGACGGCAUCGUACAUGUACAUGAAAUAUGCGUACAUUGGAUUUCAUGUCGAGGACAUACCGUGGAACGACCCCGAGGUGUCGCGCAUCUGGAUGUACAUCAUCAAUGUGGUCUACAACCCGAUCCUCGCCAUCGUCAAGAUGUCGGUCCUAAUCUUCCUCCUGCGACUGGGUGGCUACAAAACGGGCGUGCGCCGCACCAUCCUGGCCGUCGGCGCCGUCAACCUUUUGAUGAUGAUCGGUUGCCUCCUGGCCAUGAUAUUUCAGUGUUUCCCGUUCGAGUACAACUGGCGGCCCUGGGCCGUCGACGGCACCUGCAUCAACCAACCAGCCUACUACGUUGCGAGGGCGGUCCUGAAUGUCAUAACCGAUAUUGUGGUCCUAAUUGUGCCGAUCUGGAUCUUUUGGGACCUCAAGGUGAACAAAAAAGUUAGGUGGGCGUUGAUAUUUGUCUUCAUGUUGGGAUUCAUAACGACUAUCGUGGGGUGUAUACGUUUAGCGUUGCUUAUCUCGCCCUAUCUAGAUCCCGAAGAGGGGUCUGACUGGUCAUUCUCGAUCGGCUUCACCGCUACUGCCGUUGAAGUAAACAUAGCCAUCUGGACGGCAUGUCUACCUGCCCUAUGGCCGCUGGGACGCCAAUGGUUUCCAGGUUUAUUUUCCAAGAUGGGGUUGGACUCGCCGCAACAGGCCCGGAAUAUCGAGCCGCAGAUGCCGUUUUCUCAGCCGGGAGGCGUUUUAAGAACCAAGGACUUCAGAAGGAGGAGCGUGACGGAUCCCGUUGCAGCGUAUCGGCAACGCUUCCUGAAAGAUGGCAAACAGCGCAUGAAGGCGGCGCCGUUCUUGAGUCUUGAAGAUAGAGAAGAGGACAUACAAGCCGGUACGAGCGUGACUAGUACCUCGGACACACUGGCUGUUCGCAAGCCAAGCAAUACAGCGGCGGCCGGGUUCUCCGGUUGA
Molecule: messenger RNA, 1158 nt
Organism: Pyricularia oryzae 70-15
Lineage: Eukaryota; Fungi; Ascomycota; Sordariomycetes; Magnaporthales; Pyriculariaceae
Exons: 3
Coding region: 1-1158 (385 amino acids)
Source: RefSeq, a predicted model, not a curated record